Messenger RNA from Oppia nitens, 819 nucleotides. RefSeq lists its product as uncharacterized. Bases 72 to 629 code for a protein of 185 amino acids. The record is from RefSeq and is a predicted model, not a curated record. Gene Ontology annotation, cellular component: cytosol. Gene Ontology annotation, biological process: regulation of lipid biosynthetic process. The transcript has 3 exons. Lineage: Eukaryota; Metazoa; Arthropoda; Arachnida; Sarcoptiformes; Oppiidae.
AAUAUUUUGACUUUAUUUUGGAUUAAUUACUAUCAUUUAUAAUUAUAAAAUAAAAAAUACUUUUUAAAAAAAUGAAUAACAAAAAAGUAAAAGACGAUCGUUUGCUGUCAUCGACUAAAAAGGCAUCACUUAUGCAAACUAUGAAAGUGUUUGAAACCAUUUUGGAAGACUUAAAGUCAACUGUUUUGGUGCCGACUCUACUCAAUGACAUCGACUCUCAAACAAUGGCUAAGAAUGGUUUGACUGUUAUUUGCAGUCAUAAUCAAAACCUUUUUGAUGUCUACAAUGAUUUACAAAAGUUAAGCAAAAUUUUGUUUGGAGAUAGAAAUCAAUCGGAGAUAAAGUGCAUAAACGGACGAAAUGAUAUGAAUGGUAACAAUAAUAUUGAACAUAAAAAUGAAGACAAUGAAUAUCUGGCAAAAAAAGACAAUUUGUUGACUAAAUUUGAGUUUCACGUCAAACAAUUGAGACAUAUAUUGACUGAUUUGUGUGAAACCGCUGAUUAUAUUAGUAAUGUCUAUAAAGAGGACGUUCACAAUAUGCAUAUGAAUUACAAUAACAUUGAGUAUAAUAACAGUGAAAUCAAACACUACUACACAAGCAAUUCAUCAAUUGAUCAAAACCUUUAAUCUUCAAUUAAAUCCAAAGUAUUCAUCAUAUUUUUGAAAACAUCUUUUUAUUUUUCCAUUUUAUCUGUUAUUUUUAAUUAUUUUUAAUUACAUAAUUUUUCAAAAGACAUCAAUUGUUUUAAAAGUAUGAAAGUAAUAGAAUUUUUUUAAAAACAAAAAUAAAGUAAUUUGUUUUAUAAAUAAAUAAAUU